CGGCCGCGGCUCCCCCGGCCCGGCCCGGCUCCGCCGCCCUCCCGCGGCCGCGGCUCCCCCGGCCGGCUCCGCCCCGCCGCCCUCCCCAGGGCAGCUGCCGGCCGGCCGCGGGCGAUGGAGGCGGUGGUGGCCGCGGCGGGGCUCCUGCUGGCCCUCUCCCUGCUGGCCUUCGGCCUGUACUGCUGCUACGUGCGGUACAUCCACGCGAAGUACGACCACAUCCCCGGCGCCCCGCGGGAGAGCUUUUUAUUUGGACAUCUGCCGAUCUUGUGGGGAAUGCUGAGGAAACAGGAGUUUAUGCAUGAUCUCUUCCUGCAGUGGGCAGAGAAAUAUGGACCUAUUGUACGGCUUAAUGCCUUUCACAGAGUCACAGUAAUGAUUCUGAGUCCCGAAGGAGUGAAGGAGUUCUUGAUGUCACCACAGUACCCAAAGGAUCGGCUGGUGUAUGGUCGUAUCUUCAGUUUAUUUGGUGAGAGAUUUCUCGGGAAUGGCUUGGUAACCGUUUGCGACCAUGAUCAUUGGCACAAGCAGCGGAAGAUAAUGGAUCCAGCUUUCAGCCGAAGCUACCUGAUUGGUCUGAUGGAAACUUUUAAUGAAAAAGCAGAGGAACUGAUGGAGAAGCUAGAGGAAAAGGCAGAUGGAAAAAAAGAGUUUAGCAUGCUGACGAUGAUGAACCGAGUGACUAUGGAUAUCAUUGCAAAGGUAGCCUUUGGCUUGGAAUUAAAUGCACUGAGCGAUGACCAGACGCCUUUCCCGCAUGCUGUGACCAUGGUUUUGGAGGGAAUGACCAAGGCACGCAUCCCUUUCGUGCAGUACAUGCCAGGGCAACAGAAGCUGGUAAAGGAGGUCAAGGAGAGCGUGAGGCUGCUGCGGCGUGUGGGGAAGGAGUGUAUUGACCAGAGGAGAGAGGCCAUCCAGAACGGGAAGGAAGCCACACUGGAUAUUCUUACACAGAUACUGAAAGGAGAUGCUCUGGAGGAAACCAGAGAUGAUGAAAACAUUCUGGAUAACUUUAUCACUUUCUUUGUUGCAGGUCAUGAAACCACUGCCAAUCAGUUGUCAUUUACAGUAAUGGCACUGGCUCAGCAUCCUGAAAUACUGGAAAGGCUUCAGGCUGAAGUAGAUGAAGUCCUUGGUGCCAAGAGAGACGUUGACUAUGAGGAUCUUGGCAAACUCACCUAUUUAUCACAGGUUUUGAAGGAAUCACUGCGGUUGUACCCGCCUGUCCCAGGGACAAUACGCUGGAUGGAGAAGGAGCACAUCAUUGACGGCAUCAGAAUUCCUGCAAACACAGUGCUUGUUUUCAGCACUUAUAUAAUGGGGAGGAUGGAAAGGUAUUUCAAGGAUCCACUCACUUUCAAUCCAGACCGAUUUAGCAAAGAUGCACCUAAGCCAUAUUACUGCUAUUUUCCAUUCUCUCUGGGACCCCGAUCUUGCAUUGGGCAGGUGUUUGCACAGAUGGAGGCAAAAGUGGUGAUGGCAAAAUUGCUGCAGAGGUUUGAAUUCCAGCUGGUACCAGGUCAGAGUUUUAAGCUCUUGGAUGCUGGAACCUUUAGGCCGCUAGAUGGAGUAAUGUGUAAACUGAAGCCAAGGGUCCUGACAGGAGGCUGCCAGGCGUGACUACUCAGGGAGGGAGCAUGACGUGGUAGUGAUAGAGUUUUCUUCUGAUUUUGAAGAUCUUCACACUAAUCAAAAGUUAGAAUCAAGGCAUUUGGUGCUGCCACUGUUACUUCUUACCUUUCUGAAUGAAAAGGGCAAGAACGCAGUCUGUAUGCUAUCAAGUUCCCGUGGUGGUUUCCACACCAGGAGGGUAACGUCCCAGAGCUUUCCCUGGCUCUGCUGCUGUUGUGCACAGUCUCAAUCAGUGCAACAGUGCAAUAGCAGGCCAAUAAGGCUGAUGGAGCUUUUGAUAACGUAAGCAAUGUUAUACAAUGUAUUAAUAUGACUUAUAUCCAGAGGUACCAAUACUGGUAUUGCUAGGGAAGGUUUAGUCCAUCUAUUUGUAGAUAAGCUCUUCAAUCCCUUGUGCUGGAGAUCUGCUAAUAUCCCCCUAGACAUUAAUAAAAUCUCAUUGGGAAAACUGA
Phalacrocorax carbo (great cormorant) is the source of this 2084-nucleotide messenger RNA. The record is from RefSeq and is a predicted model, not a curated record. NCBI's taxonomy places the organism in Eukaryota, Metazoa, Chordata, Aves, Suliformes, Phalacrocoracidae.